CUCAAUAAGCCGAUUUUACUAGAGGGUAGCCCGGGUGUGGGCAAAACCAGCCUGAUCAUGGCGUUAGCUGGCUUGACAUCGCACAACUUAUGUAGAGUCAACCUAUCUGAUCAAACAGAUCUUAUGGACCUCUUCGGGUCUGAUCUUCCCGUGGAAGGAGCCGAAGCUGGAGAGUUUGCCUGGAGAGAUGCUGCUUUCUUGCGGGCAAUGCAGCAAGGCGAUUGGGUGCUACUAGACGAGAUGAACCUCGCCCCUCAAGCUGUCUUGGAAGGUUUGAACUCUGUUCUAGACCACCGUGGCACCAUCUUCCUGCCAGAACUAGGUCGCUCUUUUACAUGUCAUCCAAACUUCCGCCUCUUUGCUGCACAAAAUCCAGUUCAGCAGGGAGGAGGCAGAAAAGGUCUCCCUAAAUCUUUCGUGAAUCGUUUUACGAAGGUUUAUCUCGAGGAUUUGAAUGCAGAUGAUUUAUUCAUCAUUGCAAGUCGGCUUCAUCCUGAUUGGCCCGAGCUUCAGCUUCGUCAAAUGAUAACAUUCAAUAACCAACUUCAUGAAGAAACCACA
Messenger RNA from Acaulospora colombiana, 561 nucleotides. The record is from the annotation of a GenBank genome assembly. Lineage: Eukaryota; Fungi; Glomeromycota; Glomeromycetes; Diversisporales; Acaulosporaceae.